Molecule: messenger RNA, 840 nt
Organism: Rhizopus microsporus ATCC 52813
Lineage: Eukaryota; Fungi; Mucoromycota; Mucoromycetes; Mucorales; Rhizopodaceae
Exons: 2
Coding region: 1-840 (279 amino acids)
Source: RefSeq, a predicted model, not a curated record
AUGGAAAAGAGAGCUUUACCGACAAGACACAAUUUUUUAACUGAAGCAGUUCAGCAAUUGCUAGAAUCAACAUCCAGUUCAACUGAACCUACGAUAGAUUCAACUACACUCAUCACAGUCACUUCAGAUGAACAACCUGACUCAUCCUUUAAAGAUUAUGGACCUAAUAACAACAAUAGCAAUAGUCCUAAACCAAUAUCAGUUGAACAUGUUGCUCGUGUAAAGAUCAUUACUCCUGUUAGAAAAAGACAUGACAAGGAAAACUUGGAUCUCAUAUCAGAUGAUUACUACAUCAAACGACAUCGUAAGCAUGAAUUAGAUGAAAAGAAGCAAAAGAAUCGAGAGAAAGAGAGACUAAGGCACGGUUACUAUCAACAAAGCCAACUGGUGGAACGUAUAAAAACGAUGGAUAAGGGCCUAUUGAGAUCCAUCGUAUCCUCCAUUCGACACCGAGGUUCUGUGCUGAUACCUGAUAUGACAGAGGAGGCGGAGGAAGAAUACUUGAAUAAGCUACACGAAAGACUCCUGAAGGACGCGACUGAGCUGCUAAGACGGUAUGAAGCCUUGGGUCUGGCCAAGACAUCUACUGCUCCUCCAGCUGAGACAGAAGAAACAGAGUCCUUGGUGAACCCAACCUUUCAUGAAGCUGUACAGACAGAAGCGAUGCGUCAGAGAGCAAGACAGCUGGCAACAUUUGAAAAAUAUCCCUCACAUAAAUCAGGAUCAAGUCGCUAUUCGAAACGACACAUUACUGCAUUUGGUGAAAAAUUACCACCGUUUGAAUUUAUGGAUUUUGAAUUACCAAAGGACAUCUUUGGUCAUUUAAUGAAUUCAAGAUAA